ACAGUGCAAAUUUAUACCUACUUAUAUUAUAAUUGCAUUUGUGGUUUAGUAGAAGUCUGUCAGUGUGACGUGACGUAAAUUAACAUUUAAAUUUUCUUCAAUUUAAUUUAAUAUACUCGGUGUAUUGCAUAGGAAACGAUCAAUAGAGAGGUACGCACGUAUUAAAAACGACUUGUAAUAGAAAAAAAGAAAAACAGUAAAAAAUCGAAAUCGAAACACAUAAACGUAAUCAAUCGCGCAGUAAUCAGUGGCCGUAAGGCAGCCACCUUUAAGAGUUAGGGCAGUGGCCCAAGCAAUAAAACCACCAGCAGCAAAAUGGAUCAACUAAUUCCAAUUGUUAAUAAACUACAAGAUGCAUUCACGCAAUUGGGCGUGCAUAUGCAACUUGAUUUGCCACAGAUCGCUGUCGUAGGCGGUCAAUCGGCUGGAAAGAGUUCUGUGUUGGAGAAUUUCGUUGGCAAAGAUUUCUUGCCACGUGGUUCUGGCAUUGUAACGCGUCGUCCUUUGAUUUUGCAAUUGAUUAACGGUGUUACCGAACAUGGCGAGUUUCUGCAUUGCAAAGGUAAAAAAUUCACCAGUUUCGAGGAGAUCCGCAAAGAGAUCGAAGAUGAGACGGAUCGUGUGACGGGCAGUAACAAGGGUAUUUCGAAUAUUCCAAUCAAUUUGCGUGUCUACUCACCACACGUACUCAACUUGACACUGAUCGAUUUGCCUGGUCUCACCAAGGUCGCUAUCGGCGAUCAACCGGUUGAUAUUGAACAACAAAUCAAAGGAAUGAUCUUUCAGUUUAUACGUAAAGAGACCUGUCUCAUUUUGGCCGUAACACCAGCCAAUACAGAUUUAGCCAAUUCCGACGCAUUGAAAUUGGCCAAAGAGGUGGAUCCGCAGGGUGUACGCACGAUUGGUGUCAUCACCAAGCUUGAUCUUAUGGACGAAGGCACAGAUGCACGUGAUAUUUUAGAGAAUAAAUUGCUACCGCUACGACGCGGCUACAUUGGUGUGGUCAAUCGCUCACAAAAGGAUAUUGAGGGACGCAAGGACAUCCAUCAAGCAUUGGCUGCUGAACGCAAGUUCUUCCUUAGUCAUCCAUCUUAUCGACAUAUGGCCGAUCGUCUGGGUACACCCUAUUUACAGCGAGUACUCAACCAACAGUUGACCAAUCAUAUUCGUGAUACGCUUCCCGGCUUGCGUGAUAAAUUGCAAAAGCAAAUGUUGACACUGGAAAAGGAUGUCGAGCAAUUUAAGCACUUCAGACCCGAUGAUCCCAGCAUUAAGACAAAGGCGAUGUUACAAAUGAUCCAACAGUUACAGUCAGAUUUUGAGCGCACCAUUGAAGGUUCCGGUUCAGCUUUGGUUAAUACAAAUGAGCUAUCAGGUGGUGCUAAAAUCAAUAGGAUAUUCCAUGAGCGCUUACGUUUCGAAAUAGUUAAAAUGGCUUGUGAUGAAAAGGAAUUACGUCGCGAAAUCUCUUUCGCUAUUCGUAAUAUUCAUGGUAUUCGUGUGGGCCUCUUCACACCCGACAUGGCCUUCGAGGCGAUUGUUAAGCGUCAAAUUGCACAAUUAAAGGAACCGGUCAUCAAGUGUGUCGAUCUAGUCGUACAGGAGUUGUCCGUUGUGGUGCGCAUGUGCACAGAUAAGAUGUCGCGCUAUCCACGCUUGCGCGAGGAAACCGAACGCAUCAUCACCACACACAUACGCCAGCGUGAACAGUACUGUAAGGAACAAAUCCUGUUACUCAUCGAUUUUGAAUUGGCUUACAUGAAUACCAAUCACGAGGAUUUCAUUGGCUUUGCAAAUGCUCAGAAUAAAUCUGAAAAUGCCAAUAAGACUGGUACGCGCCAGCUUGGCAAUCAGGUUAUACGCAAAGGUUACAUGGUUAUACAGAAUUUGGGUAUUAUGAAAGGCGGUUCACGUCCCUACUGGUUUGUGCUGACAUCGGAGAGUAUUUCCUGGUACAAGGAUGAGGAUGAGAAGGAGAAGAAGUUCAUGUUGCCGUUGGAUGGUUUGAAAUUACGCGAUAUUGAACAGGGCUUCAUGUCAAUGUCAAGACGUGUCACAUUUGCUUUAUUCAGUCCAGAUGGACGUAAUGUUUAUAAGGAUUACAAACAACUCGAGUUGUCUUGUGAGACCGUUGAGGAUGUGGAAUCGUGGAAGGCUUCAUUCCUACGCGCUGGCGUAUAUCCUGAGAAGCAGGUGGCACAGGAGAAUGGCGAUGAGCAGGAAGGCCAAGAGAAAACGAAAAACUCUGCCAGCGAAGAGAGCGCUUCGGAUCCACAAUUGGAACGUCAAGUGGAGACCAUUCGCAAUUUGGUCGACUCAUACAUGAAGAUUGUCACAAAGACCACACGCGAUAUGGUACCAAAAUCCAUAAUGAUGUUAAUCAUUAACAAUACAAAAGAUUUCAUUAAUGGUGAGCUGUUGGCACACUUGUAUGCCACGGGCGAUCAGGCACAAAUGAUGGAGGAGUCGGCGGAAUCAGCGACAAAACGUGAGGAGAUGCUACGCAUGUAUCAUGCCUGCAAGGAAGCGCUUAGAAUUAUUGGUGAUGUAUCCAUGGCCACAGUGUCAUCGCCGCUACCACCGCCUGUCAAAAAUGACUGGUUGCCCAGCGGUCUGGAUAAUCCACGACUCUCGCCACCAAGUCCAGGUGGUCCUCGGAAGCCAGCACCAACAUCACAGGGCUCAUUGGGCAGCGCCGGUGGUCGUGGCCCACCACCACCACCUGCUUCAGGGCGUCCAGCGCCAGCGAUUCCAAAUCGCCCAGGCGGCGGCGCACCACCAUUGCCAGGCGGUCGUCCUGGCGGCGCUUUGCCACCACCACUAUUACCUUCUCGUCGCUAAAUUUACUGCAUACCAUAACCGCACUUUAAUUGAUAUGUGUUUACAAAUAUUACUAUCCUCCUAACAUUCACAUUGCAAAUUACUAAAUUAAUUACUAAAAAAUUAAAUAAGUAAAAGUAAAUAGUAUAAAUAUAUAUACAUACGAGUAUACCGGCAUCUGAAGCAUUGAGUAGAAAAUAUGGCAAUGAAUUAGAAAAAUGUUCACCAAAAAAGGGAAUUUGGUUCCGCCAUAAACAAACGAAGAAGUUUAGUGCAAUAUGUUCACCCAAACAUUUAUAGUUUUGAAAUUCUGCAGCAACAAAUUUAAUGCAAAAUAUAUAGAAAGUAAACUGUACACCUAUACAAAUGCAUAAAUGAAAGUAAUUAAUUAAAGUAAGAUUAGCGUGUUACUGCAAACGAAAAAAAAAAUUAAUUUAAAUAAAGGAAAAAUUUUAUUUACCUUGAGUUGUUUUGUAAAAUCGCAUAAAACAGUUCAACGCUUAUUGAAGUUUGCAAAAAUAAUAUAUAUAUAAAUAUAAUAUAUAAAGUACAUGGCAAUGGAAUAUGACUCAAAAAAGCAAAAAAUAAACUGUAACAAUUAUAAUGGUAAAGUUAAAGAUAGUAGUUAAAGAAAAUACAUAUACAUACAUAAAUUCACUAAAUAUUUAAAUAAUCAUAUAAAAUGUUUUGCCAUUAUUUCUAGGCAUAUUGUUGUUAUUGAUUGUAAUGAAGAUAUGCAAUAAAAGUUAAAUAAAUUAUAAAAA
Molecule: messenger RNA, 3584 nt
Organism: Ceratitis capitata (Mediterranean fruit fly)
Lineage: Eukaryota; Metazoa; Arthropoda; Insecta; Diptera; Tephritidae
Gene: shi
Product: dynamin
Exons: 17
Coding region: 316-2841 (841 amino acids)
Biological process (GO): receptor-mediated endocytosis
Cellular component (GO): synapse; microtubule; plasma membrane
Molecular function (GO): GTPase activity; GTP binding; microtubule binding
Source: RefSeq, a predicted model, not a curated record